CGCACAUCCAGAGCCUCAUGGGCUUGUUGAAAGAGGGGACAGUCCAGACCGGCGGGCCUAUGCUCAGCUCGGACUCGAACCCCGCCGGGCCGCCCUCGGAGCAGAAACGGGUUGGCGUGUUCGUCCUGUUCCGCGCGGAGAGCAUCGAGCAGGUCAGGGAGAUCGUCGAAACGGACUUGUUCUACACGGAGGUUAUUUGGUUGAAGGAGGAGAUCCGCAUCAACCCUGUGCUUGCCGCGGGUCCGGCGUUGAUAUGAAGUACCGUUUAACGGGAUAUGCGCGCUCUGUGGCGAGAGAAAAGAGAAAUUCGAAUGUAGGAAGUAGUAAGUACAUAUGUACAUGCGAUGACGAUGGCACGCGACCAGGACUGCAGGCGCGUUGCCAUAUUCGUGCAUCGCAUAUGGUCUACCGUCUGCGCAAUUAAUGUACGAGGAGAAUCAACUCGA
Molecule: messenger RNA, 446 nt
Organism: Fomitopsis serialis
Lineage: Eukaryota; Fungi; Basidiomycota; Agaricomycetes; Polyporales; Fomitopsidaceae
Exons: 3
Coding region: 18-257 (79 amino acids)
Source: RefSeq, a predicted model, not a curated record